GGCUGGCGGGCCCGCGGAACCGCGCGUCUAGACAGGGUAACGGACACCCUUUACGGAGAUGGGCAACGCUGCCCUAAGAAGAAGGAGACGCAUUUGAAUUGUGUAGCUACGACGUGGGCUCGGUGUGGUGUUUCUGGACGCUCAUAUGCAAGAGUUAUUUAGUGUUUAAAAUGUGGGAGAUGGUGGCGUUACCGAGAGCGAGCUCUCCCUUCCUGUCGUCUAGGACAAGAUGGCAGCAAUGCAGGCGAACUGUGCAUGGUAUGGAUUUAUAAGUCCAUAACAUGUUCAGAGAAGCCCUGGAUUAUACUUAUAGUGACUCUAUGUGAAGAGACCUGCAGUAGGAUGCAUGGAAAUGGCAGGAAAAGGUCAGGCAAACCUUUGAGAAGUUAGUCAUCGGCUGUGUGGAGGUGUCAGUUGGAUUGCAGUUGGAUAGUGCAGAACGGUGAAGGUGUUCUGAUGUCGGCCACAACAGCAUUCUCUCUUCCUCAGAUCAUGUGGUGAAGGGUAUGGCCUCACAAGUCUUGGUCUACCCACCACACAUUUAUCAAACCCAGACAAGUGCCUUUAGCAGUGUGAAGAAACUCAAAGUUGAGCCCAGCAGCUGUGUGUACCAUGAGAGGGCACACCCACGGACUUUUCUGAACAGCAGAACCCUUGGCAUUGUGCAUCCAACAAAACAAGCCCACUCAUUUGUGAACCGAGACUUGGCAGUUGGCUUGAAAGUGCGUGGAAGACAAGAGUACCCGGUGCAGACGGUGGUGGUGCGUGGUGUGCAGAGACAACAGCCCGGUAAAAGAGGAGGUGGAGCACCAGGCCCGUUUGUGGCCCAGCAACGAGAAGAGGCAGGCAUUGUCCAGUCACAGGACAAGGAGCAGCAGCAGCAGCGGCAGACAGAAAAAGCAAGUGGGAGCAGCAGUGGAGCAACAGGGGCAGGAGGAGGAGGAAGGGGAGAGGGCUGCAGUGGAGGAGGUGAGGGAGGCGAAGAGGGUGACAGAGAAGAGAACUGUGGAGGUUUGAACUCAGCUGACAGCUCUCAGCGAUGUGGGCUGAAACGUAAAAGUGAGGAGCUGGAUAACCGAAGGAGCACCAUGCAGAUUGUGGAGGAACUGUCAAUGUUGCCUGCCAUGUUGCAAACGACGAAUGUGGGGAACGCGGCCAUGACAGCUCCAGCGGCUGUAGGGGCUGGAGCGGGCCCCUCCAAACAGGGUGUAGGGCAUGGGGGUGUAGGUGCAGCAGGAGGAACGGGAGGAGGGGAUGGAGACUAUCAGGUUGUGCAGCAUGAAGUCCUCUGUUCCAUGAAGAAUACUUAUGAAGUGCUGGAUUUCUUGGGACGUGGCACAUUUGGUCAGGUAGUAAAGUGCUGGAAGAGGGGCACAGGUGAGGUAGUGGCUGUCAAGAUCCUGAAAAACCACCCUUCAUAUGCCAGGCAGGGUCAAAUUGAAGUUGGCAUCCUUGCUCGUCUGAGUGGGGAGAAUGCAGACGAGCACAACCUGGUGCGAGCCUUUGAAUGCUUUCAGCACCGCAGUCACACCUGCCUGGUAUUUGAGAUGCUUGAACAGAACCUGUACGAUUUCCUGAAGCAAAAUAAGUUCAGCCCGCUGCCCCUGAAAGUGAUUAGACCUGUGCUACAGCAGGUAGCUACAGCUCUGAAAAAGUUAAAGAGCAUGGGUCUGAUUCAUGCAGACCUUAAACCAGAGAACAUAAUGCUGGUGGACCCAGUGAGGCAACCUUACAGGGUGAAAGUGAUAGACUUUGGCUCAGCCAGUCACGUGUCCAAAGCAGUGUGUUCCACGUACCUUCAGUCUCGGUACUAUAGGGCUCCAGAGAUUAUUUUGGGAUUGCCGUUUUGUGAAGCCAUAGACAUGUGGUCCCUAGGCUGCGUGAUAGCAGAGCUUUUUCUGGGCUGGCCUCUUUACCCCGGGGCCCUGGAGUAUGACCAGAUUCGCUACAUUUCUCAGACGCAAGGUUUGCCAGGAGAGCAUUUAUUGAAUUCGGGGACAAAGACAGCGCGGUUCUUUUGCAAAGAGUCCGAGUCACCCUAUGCAGCAUGGAGACUAAAGGCAACAGAUGAGCAUGAGGCGGAGAUGGGAAUGAAAUCAAAGGAAGCAAGGAAGUACAUCUUCAGCUGUUUGGAUGACAUAGCGCAUGUGAACUUGAUGAUGAAUUUGGAAGGUAGUGACUUGCUAGCAGAGAAGGCAGACCGCCAGGAGUUUGUGGGCCUGCUGAAGAAGAUGCUGUUGAUUGAUGCAGAAGAGAGGAUUGCUCCUGCCGAAGCUCUCAGCCACCCUUUCGUGACAAUGCAGCACCUGCUUGAUUUUCCACAUAGCAACCAUGUGAAGUCAUGUUUCCACAUCAUGGAUGUUUGCUGGACUCGUCCCAGUGCGUAUGAGGCCGCAAACCGAAAUAAAGGGCCAUUCAUCAGGCCUGUAACUACAACCGCUGCUGCCUCAGCCAAUCACCCCUUCAGCAAGAUGACUGCUGUCCAUGCUCAAGGGUUAGCUCCAUCAGCGGCCUCAGUGAUGCACCCUGGAAUACCACUGCAGACAGGAAGUGGUCAGUUUGGAUGCAACGAAUCAUUUCAGCAAGCUCUCAUUUUAUGUCCCCCGACCAUUCAAGCAGGAAUCCCCCCCAACACAGCCAAACCAGCAGGCUACUCUGUUCGAAUGGAGGCUUCUGUGCCACUGGUCACACAAGCACCCUCAAUCCAGCCCAUUCAAAUCAGACCUGGAGUCAUCACACAGGCCUGGUCAAGCCGUGCACAGCAGAUCUUGGUGCCCACUUGGCAGCAGGUGACAUCAGUACCCCCACCACCAACCACUAUGGCAUCUGACACAGUGGCAGGCUCACAGAGAUUGGGUGACUGGGGGAAAGUGCGUCCCCAUGGUAACCAUUACAGCUCCAUGAUUGCACACCCUCAGCCAUUCUUAACCAAGCAAAUGACUAUGUCCACCCACCAGCCAAUCAACAUAGGCAUUGCACAUGUGGUGUGGCCACAGCCAGCUGCCAACAAGAGAAUCAAGCCUUCUGUGAACAGGUGCAGCAACAUCUCCCAAAACACUAACAUCCAAAAUCUAGCAUGUCAGUCCCCAAAGAUGGCCGAUACAGCAAAGAAUGUGGACGAAGCAGAGGAAGCCAGAUGUCCAGAGGAAGGCCACACUAUUGUAGAGGAGCAAAGAACAGAGCAGGUGGAGGAGGAUGAUGAGAACUGCUGUAAAGUGGAGCCAGACUGUGAGGAGCUUUCAGUUUCACAGGAGCAGAGACAGGCCAUGGUGAUCUCUGACCUCGCUAGCCCAACUGUUAGCGUCAUCAGUAUCAGCAGUGAUGAGGAGGAGGGUGCACAAAGACACUCAAUGGGAGAAUGUAAGGGCAGUGCAGAUUGUGAGGCAUGUCAGAGCACCGUCAGUAUGGAGAGAGUCUGUUCUCUUAGCAGUCCAGACAGUACGCUCAGCACCAGUUCUUCUGCCUCAGCCCAAUCCAGCACCUCACCUUGCAAACACCCGAACAGCAUGUCUGACGACGAACAGGAGAGUGGUUGUGACACCGUGGACAGCUCACCUGCGUCACAUACCUCUGGCCAUAGCAACAGUCCCUUCACACAGGGGCGGUACAUCGCUGACAGCAACCAGAACUGCGAGCCUCGCGUUGCAUGUGUUGCCCCAGAGACCGAGCCCAGCAAGCCAACAGUUCGUACUGUUGUGGUCCCGCCAAUGCGGGUGCAGAACAACAACAACUCUGCCGUCAGUGAAAUGCCUAGCAACACAGGCUUAGAGUCUUUAUGCCAGUCCAAAGGGCGCGGCUUUCCUGGGCGACAGCAUCACCACUCCACUUCCCACCUCAACAGGCAUCAGAAAGUUGCCCCUGCAUUCCAGCAGCAGCCUGUCAGCUUUGGGCAGGUGCAACAUUUCAGUUCCUGCCAUCAGGAAUGGAACGGCAAUUUCUCCCACCGAAGACCACAGGCUUACAUCCCUCCCACCAUGCAUGGGCACACGUUCACUCUCUCCCACAGCAGCCCAAACCACACUACGGGCCCCCAUCCCCACCUCGGAGGGCACCCGCACUCCCAGCCCACCUUACUUUCUUACCCGCCGUCUGGUCCUCUGGUCACAGCUGCACCUGUGGCCCACCUCCUGGCCUCUCCUGGGGCCUCCCGCCCCGUCCUCCAGCCCACCUACAGCAUCUCCCACCCGGCAGGCAUUGUGCAUCAAGUCGCAGUGGGCAUCAACCCCCGGCUGCUGCCCUCCCCCACCUUGCACCCCCAGGGCCAGUUCAAGCCCCUCUUUCCCCCACACUCCUACAUUGCCUCUCCCGCCUACGGCAGUUUCCCUCUCAGCCCUACCAAAAUAAACCAGUACCCAUACAUCUGAGUGUGGCUGCUCAGGUACCCUUCAUACCACCUGAGGGCUAAGUGAGCAGGGCGAAAUAUAUCUUUAACCACAAACAACAUGGUUUUUAUUUCUGAAAAACCAUGGCACAACCACAGAGAAAGCAAACUAUUUUUGAAUCAUGUAGACUUGAGUGUAAUUGAACUUCAAGCUUUAAAAAAAAAAAAGUUCCAAUGGUGGAGAUGAUUUGGCAAAAAUUAAGAAGGAAAUAAUGUAUGAAUGAUUGAAUGAAAGAAUGAAUGAGUAGUUAAACUCACACUUAAUGUGUUUUGCACAUUUGAUAUAUCUUUGCAUUGGAUCUUCUACGAAUACUCCUCAAGACAGGUGAAUAAUUGGGGUGUUGUUGAAUAGUUAGACUUUGCACCCCUGAUCCCAGCUAUUUUUCUAUAUUGCCUUCUUACGUGUGCAAGACACAUCCAUCUUUGUAAAGCCAUCCCAGUCUCUAGCUCUAGAUUGACAGAUGCACAUGUCGUCCACAGUGUAUGUCGUACUGCGUUUGAAGUAUUUGUACCUUUUCUGUGUCUUUUGGUGUUAGCAAUGUCAAGUCAAUUAACCGAUUUAAAUAGGGUUGUUCCUCACGCUGCAUGUGGUCUUGCAUGAGCAAAAAAAUGUAAACGGAAAGAUGCAUAGACGUUGCUCUUAUUGUUUGUGUCACAAGACUCGCUGCAUUGUAUAACUGUCCCCAGCCAUAGUGCCUUACAUAUUUGAAGUUGUUAAUGUUAAUACUUAUAUAUGACUAUAUACAUGAAUAUUAAUGUACUGGACUGCAGCACUUGAAAUUCCAAUCAGUCGAUGCAUCCUAUGUGUGAGUAUAUAUAUGCACAUGUGUAUAUGUCCAUGCAUAGCCUGCAUGGAUGUGAUGUAUCGCGAAUAGCGGUGCUUAUUUUUGGGAGCCGGUGUAUAUUUCAGUGUGUAGUGAGUUACUUUUUCUGUUCUUUAAAGAAGAACAGCAUGCUUUGCUGUUGCAAAUGCCUGCUGUUUCAUUUGAUUUUUUUUUUUUUUUUUUAAUUAUACAUUUCCCGAAUGAACUAGUGUAUAAAGUGCAAGUACUGAGUAUUGCUUAAUAUUUGAUAAUCACUUUCUAUUCAGUGAAACUCUUACUACUAACAGUAUUUGUACUGUUUGAAACUGCAAUACAAUCUAAAUAGUCGUCUAUUUUUUUUUUUUCUUUUUCUUUUACUUUUUUGUCUUCGUAUUUACAUUUUGAGUGUUAUCACUUUUGGGUUUUUUUGGGUUUUUUUUUUUUUUUAGAUGUUUAGAAGUGUGUUGGGCAUGGCUUUGAUUAGGUAAAGAAAAAAUGCAAAUUAAUUCACGGUAUGGAAUCUUCUAAGCCUGAGCAAACCAUGCAGUAUUUGAUAUACACACAUAUAUGGACAUAUAUUAUAGAGCUAGACUAUUUAGUACAGAUGCUUGAUAAGGUGUGAGUUAAUUGUGUGCAAUUCUCUCAUUUAUGCAUGUGUGACAAAGUUAACUUUUUCACUUUACAUUAUACCAUUUGUUAAAGGCUUAUGGCGUAUCGGUGUCAACUGCUUAUUUUAUACAUUCCGUCAGGGAGGAUAUAUACAUAUAUGUGACGGUAGCACCGGUCUAUAUAUAUGUAGAUAUGCUGUGUGUGCGCGUUUUUUUUUUUUUUUUUCUGUUCAUUUUACUAGUUACGUGUGUAAUUUUUAUUUUUUUUUGUCUUUAUUUUCAAAUGAAGUUGCUUGUGCAGCACCAAAGACUGUAAUUCAUUUCUUGAGCAAGGUAGCUAUUCUGUUUGCAUAGACCUCAGUUAUACUGUAGUUGUAGAAUGGGGUUAAAUUAAAACAAAAAAAGUUGUAUUUAAAAAAAAAAUGGAAAAAAAAACAGCUGAGGUUUUGUCUAGCUUAUUGGGCAAUUAAUAAGUCGUAUCAUUUCUUUCUUGAAUGUAUCAUAGAUAAGCUGCUAUAUGAUGAUUGCCACUUCAAUAGCUGUGAAAUUAGGUGAUUUCUCUCUGAGUUUAAACCUAGCGUUGCUAUUUUUGUAUAGGUCCCUAAUUAUCUGAAAUAGAAGUGGUUUUGAUUUUUUGUGUUUUGCGUUCAUAUUUGGAGUGUCAUUGUAACUACUGUAUUGCUGAUGAUGAACAUUAGUUGCAUUUGUCGUUUCUCGGGGUGCGCGUUUUUUGCAUCAGUAUUUUAUCCUUAUUAACCUUUUGGGCUCGUCACUGCAUAUAAAUGAUGUAUCGAUGUAACUUAAUUUUUUGUAUGUUUUCAUAUUGACGUUUUGUACACAUCUGAAGCUGUAGCUUGCAGGAUUGAGUUAACUUUUUUAUUGUGCGUAAACGGUGUGCUGCCAGUACUCUCGUGGUUUACAGGAGCACUGUGAAGAUGCCAGGAAAAAAAAAAAACAAACAAAACACAAAAAAUCCAUUGUGUCCAUUGGAAAGCUUCUGUAUUGUUUCCACCAGUCACACACAAACGCACUUGCCACUAAGCACUUAUAGAGGUAGUGAGGCUUGUAAGGGUUUGGGUGAUUAGACUCUAAAACAGAAGUUUAGCCCAAUUUUUCAGUUCUAAAAUGAUGUUUUACAGCUUGUUUUACUGUUAAAAUUGGUUUGAACAAGGUAUUUAUUGCAGCCCUUUUAUCUGUUCAAUGUUAUAUCUGGCUAGAAUAUCAGUUUCACAGUUUGAUAUUCUAAGCUGCCUUGAGUUCAGAUCGCUCUCCCCUUUAUGAGUGUCUAAUAUCCGAACAAUGUUUUGUCGGUGCAAAAAGGUUACCGUUGUUAUAUGUCCUAUCUUGAAAUUGAGACAGUGUGAGCAGCACUGUGUAUGUGCCUUGAGAUUCAGAAAGUGAGAAUUCAUGCUGGCGAUUCUUCCCCAUUUAUUUGAGGAAGGCGUAGAAUUCAGUAACAGUUCCCUACAGUGUAGAAUGGACAGUCUUUAAUGGACAUUCGACCAAGAGUUUUUUUUUUCUCCUUUUUUUGUUUUAACAAGCAAAUAAAAACAACUCAAAGUAGGACUCCAUCACAGUGACUCUUCUGAUCAACUUAUACACAUGAACAACAUAGUGGUGGUUCUCCUGUUGUUUCAGACAGUCGCCACGAAAAGCCUCUCUGUGGUAACAAAAACACACACGGCGUACGCGUUGAAUGAUAUGACACUCACUCAGUGAUGUUUGGAUAGUCACUCUGGCUGAACAGCAGAUGCAAUACUUUACAUUGUGCGGUCAUUGCACCACCAAGUGUUCUUAGAUAAUCUCCAUGCUUUACAUUACCUUGCAUGUACACCUUAGAUGCUUCACUUCGUCUAGCUAGAAGCUGACUGCCCAGAGCAGCGCUCCUAUCGUACAAGUUGAAGCUGAGUGGGAGUAACCAGAGCACAGCUGACAACACAGGCCUUUUUAAAAUCAGAGAAGCUAUGCUUUAUAUCUAGGAAGAGUAUAUCUGGGUAUUUUAUUCUGCAUUGUGGAUGGAAAAGAGCUCUGUCAAGGAGGUUGUCAUUUUCUCUGUCAGUCAUGAGUGCAAUACUCCACAUUUCAACACUGACACUGAUAUGGUUGUAUGUUUUUAAUAGCUUUUGUCUAACGUGUAUGCUUUACUGAUCAUACUCAAAUAUCCCUUUGGGAAAGAAAGCUUAUGAUGACAAGGCAUGGACUUGGCAGAUUAGUGCUUGAAAUAGUUCCCCCAAUAAUAAGCAUGUGAAAUGUAAUCUGUGUUUUGAUUCCUUCAAAGGUAUUCACCAGCAAUGCGCCUGCAUAAACUCUCCCGUACUUGUUUAGGAAUAGAAUGGAUGCAAGAGGAGAGAAAUCUUAAACUGUUUUUCAUUUUCCACAUGAUUGACACCUUGAUUUCUGGAUAACUCUUUUUUUUUUUUUUUUUUGAGGAUUCAUGUAACAUUUAACAGAUAAAACAGUCAUUUGUAAAAUUACUAUUGUUAAUGUUAUGACUUUGAUAUAAAAAAAAUCCUCUUCUGCGGUAUUAUCCUUUAGAGAUCUUAAUUCAGGGUCUGUCUAAUUGUGCUACUGUGUAACUGUUUGAGUUAAUAUGAGAUUUGUUUUACUCAAGCUCUUAUUUUUCAGUUUUCUGGUCAUCUGUAUCAAUUUCAGAGUUAAUUCACACUGCAAGUUAUGGAAUCAUCUGUUUAGAUUGCUCAUCAAUUAGACUUGGUAAUGAAAUCUGAACUGUUACUGUUUUAAUACCUGUAGAUUUUUUUGUGGCUUUUUUUUUUUCUCCCCGUUUUUGUUUUGUUUGCUUUUUUUAUUUUGUGCUACACUAGUUUGCCAUGUAGCAAUUGCACUGUGCAAUAUUUACAGUAUGAGGACUGGGAAAACUAACUCUAUGGAUGUGAUGUCUUUACAGUUUGCGAUAGUGUUUCCUCUCUAGUUCUCAGUGAUUUAGGUGUGACCAAGCCUUCUCUACUUUGUCACAUUAAGCGGGUUUUCCAGGUGACUCUUUUGGUGAGUGUCAAAAUAAGACUUUAUGGUGUAUUAUUGUUAAGAUUCACUUUGAAUUAAAAAAAAAAUCUAUUGAUGCA
Messenger RNA from Archocentrus centrarchus (flier cichlid), 8872 nucleotides. It is a transcript of the gene hipk3b, whose product is annotated as homeodomain interacting protein kinase 3b. Gene Ontology annotation, cellular component: cytoplasm; PML body; nucleus. Bases 507 to 4364 code for a protein of 1285 amino acids. The record is from RefSeq and is a predicted model, not a curated record. NCBI's taxonomy places the organism in Eukaryota, Metazoa, Chordata, Actinopteri, Cichliformes, Cichlidae. The transcript has 17 exons. Gene Ontology annotation, molecular function: protein tyrosine kinase activity; ATP binding; protein serine/threonine kinase activity. Gene Ontology annotation, biological process: peptidyl-serine phosphorylation; peptidyl-threonine phosphorylation.